UCCACUCCAUGCUCCCCUCGACCUCAGAGAGAACUACAAACACCAUCAUCUCCUGAAUCCCAGCACAAAACCGGCUACUGCAACCAAGAGAACACCCAUACAUGCAGAUGGCGGCGACGCUAACGGCAGCCUCCGCUCGCACCACCACCAUCGUCGGCCCGACACCUUUCCUCGGCCAAACCCGGGCCUCAACUUCCAACCCUCUGAGAGAUGCUGUCUCCAUGGGCAAUGGAAAGUUCACCAUGGGGAAUGAGCUUUGGUACGGGCCAGACCGCCUCAAGUACUUGGGACCCUUCUCGGCUCAAACCCCCUCCUACCUCACCGGAGAAUUCCCCGGCGACUACGGAUGGGACACUGCUGGGCUGUCCGCCGACCCUGAAGCCUUCGCAAAGAACCGAGCCCUCGAGGUGAUCCACGGCAGGUGGGCGAUGCUGGGUGCGCUUGGCUGCAUCACCCCUGAAGUCCUCGAGAAAUGGGUGAGGGUGGAUUUCAAGGAGCCGGUCUGGUUCAAAGCUGGAGCUCAGAUCUUCACCGAAGGCGGGCUCGACUACCUCGGCAAUCCCAACUUGGUUCACGCGCAGAGCAUACUGGCGGUCUUGGCGUUCCAAGUAGUCCUCAUGGGCCUCGUCGAGGGCUACCGCAUCAAUGGCCUGCCCGGAGUCGGGGAAGGCAAUGAGCUCUACCCCGGCGGCACCUACUUCGACCCCCUCGGCCUCGCCGACGACCCCGUCGCAUUCGCCGAGCUGAAGGUGAAGGAGAUCAAGAACGGGAGGCUGGCGAUGUUCUCCAUGUUCGGAUUCUUCGUUCAAGCGAUCGUCACUGGGAAAGGCCCGCUCGAGAACCUCUUGGACCAUCUCGACAAUCCUGUCGCCAACAACGCCUGGGUCUACGCCACCAAGUUUGUGCCAGGCUCUUAAAUCUUGCAUUCCGGAAGAAUCCGUGAAGCUGCUGUAGAUUACCUUUGGCUAAGUACGAUGUUGAGACUGCAUCGAUCGGAAUCAAGCAGUUGAUGGCAAUUCAUAAGAUUUCUGAUGAUCUCUCUUUCU
Messenger RNA from Phoenix dactylifera (date palm), 1046 nucleotides. RefSeq names its product chlorophyll a-b binding protein 13, chloroplastic-like. Gene Ontology annotation, cellular component: membrane. The record is from RefSeq and is a predicted model, not a curated record. Lineage: Eukaryota; Viridiplantae; Streptophyta; Magnoliopsida; Arecales; Arecaceae. Gene Ontology annotation, biological process: photosynthesis, light harvesting.